Messenger RNA from Rhopilema esculentum, 1414 nucleotides. RefSeq lists its product as uncharacterized. The record is from RefSeq and is a predicted model, not a curated record. NCBI's taxonomy places the organism in Eukaryota, Metazoa, Cnidaria, Scyphozoa, Rhizostomeae, Rhizostomatidae.
AUCUUCUCUAAGAUGCUGCUCCUUUCACGGCCUACCUCCACAACAACAAAAGUUUCAAGAUGAAAGACCAGAAAUAUCGUGCCUUUAUGGUAACACCAGCUUUCAUAAAAGCUCGAGAAAGAAAAGAAAGAAAUGAUGUGUCUUAUGGAAGAGUAUUUCCACAUCUUGAAUCUAAUACUUUGGGUAAUGUAGAUCACAGGAGUAUUGGCAAGGGCCUGGACGAAAGGAACACCGUUAUCUCUCCGCGAUCCAUCAAAGUAUGCUCAGCGCCAGCCCCACGAACGAAAGGACUGAAUUCUGUAGUCGAUGGACAUCCAGGAGAGCCAAGACUCGAUGGAGGGAACCACUUUCUUUCUUGGAAAAUUCCUGAUCGGAUUUUAUCAACGGGAAAUAUACAAGGUACAGGAAUUGUGCCAAAGGAAUCUGGUCACCUGCCUAAUGAAGUUGCUAAAGCAAACCAAGUCAAAAUGAGAGAGACCUCAACUGGUACAAGAGAAAAGCCUAAAGAAGCCACUGCAUCUCCGCCUGAUUUGCCACGUCUUCCAUCAUCCAUAAGGAAGGGAAAUCACAAGAGUUCAAAAAAGGAAACAGAGAAAGACCCCCAUGAUUUUGCAAAAGAGUGGUUGAGUCGAUAUGAUAAAGAAGAAAGACAUAUGGCAGAAGAGCUGCUCAACUCACCUUCUGAUAACAUUUUGGCUGCAAAUGCUUUCAAGCCAGCAAUUGCAUUUACAAAACAAAGGCCUGCAACUGAUGGCUCGGUGCUAUCUUUCAGUGCCAAGCAGUCAGCGGUCUCGAGGCUAUCAUGUCGCACAAACAUCUUACACAGAACAUCAAGUGUUGCUUGGAGACGUGAUAGCGCAUGGCUGAAGCCAACGAAAAUUUCUUACCAGUCCUGGCAUGGCCUACCUAGGUACUCAAUGAACGCUGAUGUUAACAUUACUUCAAUGUACAUGCUUCCCCAUAAAAAGCAGGGUACCUGUUUCAUAAUCCACCCUGAAUGGAGCAGCAGGGUUUAACCUGGUAUUUUCAAGGAACAUGUAAUCUAAAGCAGCUGAAAUAGUGUAGUCGCCUGGACAAAAGUAGUAGGAAUUUUACAAAAGCAAUGCAUAAAUCGCAAGACGAAUAAAUCGAACUGUCUCAAUAUAAAGAACAAUAUCUUUUACGAUAUCUUAUACUCUUCUUUGUAUACCUUAUAAGUAGCUGAAUUGACAGUGUUUCCAAUCAUUACAAAAAGUUGUACAAUAACUAGUAGCGUUAGCAGUAGUUGUAACUUCUUAGUUUCCCAAAUUCAUUGUCUAUGUCAAUUAGAAAGUUAGAUUUUUGUACGUGUUAACAGUGAAUUCAAAACACGGACGUAUUGUAAACUAAACAUUUAUUAGACCAAAUUAUUGCUUAUAUAGACUUUUAACACGUA